AUGAGACCCAAGAUUCAGGCCGGAUCCUCCACCUCCGCAGACUACUACGCCGAUGAUACUGCCAUCCUGGUGAGGCACACUUCGACCGAUCAUGUCACGAGGUUGCUCCAAGAGGCCCUUGAUCAAAUUGAGGAUUGGUUCCGGCUCUGGCGUAUUGACGUCAAUCCGACCAAGAGCGUUGCGGUGCUGUUCACUCGAAAGCGCUCCACUCCAUCUGGUGCGCUAACAGUCUUUGGUGAAGAUAUCCAGUGGAAGCCUUCAGCUAAGUACAUGGGGGUUACUUUGGAUAAAGAUUUGCGCUUCAAGCAGCAUAUCGAGACGGCCAGGAACAAAGCCUGUGCAACCAUCAAGCUGCUUUAUCCCCUGAUGAACAGGAGGAGCCGUCUAAACAUUCCUAGCAAGUUGGCCAUAUACAAAUCGAUCAUAAGAUCCGGCAUGACUUAUGCGUCUCCUGCAUGGGGUCAUGCUGCACGCACUCACUUGUACAAGCUGCAAGUGAUUCAGAAUAAGACAUUGAGAACUAUUUACAAUGCUCCCUGGUUCAUCAGGAACGUGCAGCUGCACCGGGAGGCUAACAUUCCUUUCCUCUCGGAAUUCAUGAAGAAGUCAACUAAGAAGGCUUUUGCCAGAGCUGAGAUUCAUCCAAAUCCUCUUCUGCGAGCGGCCGUCGACUACGAUCCGGGUGAUCAUCACACCCACAAAAGGCCGAGAAUGGCUGCUACCUGA
This is a messenger RNA of Nicrophorus vespilloides, 726 nucleotides long. Its product is annotated as RNA-directed DNA polymerase from mobile element jockey-like. Lineage: Eukaryota; Metazoa; Arthropoda; Insecta; Coleoptera; Silphidae. The record is from RefSeq and is a predicted model, not a curated record. The transcript has a single exon. The coding region runs from base 1 to 726 and encodes 241 amino acids.